CAAAAUUUACGGUGAGUGAUACUACCCAUAAUUGAGAGUGCCAAAACCCCUCUACUACUUCCCAAAACCUUGCAAGCUCUGACAAUGGAGGUUGACGGAGAGAUUAACGGAGAAUCAGUUGGAAGAUGUCUGAGCAGCUUUGUUGAUGACGGCACCACUGAAAGUCACCGUUACUUUCUUGCUCGAAGAACAACUCUAGAGAUGCUCAAAGAUAGAGGAUAUGCUGUCCCUAACUCAGAAAUUGAUCUCUCUCUUCACGAUUUUCGCAACAUUUAUGGCCCUAAACCUGACCCUGAUCGUCUCCGCAUCUCCACUGCUCUCCGAUCCGACGAGUCCAAAAAAAUCUUGGUGAUUUUUUGUGGGCCUCAGCUGGUCAAGGUGAACACAAUACGUGGAAUUGGAGCUCAGAUUGUUAACAGAGAAAGUUUGAGUGGCUUAAUACUGGUAUUGCAAAGUAAAAUAACAAAUCAAGCUCAGAAAUCUGUGGAUCUAUUCCAAUUUAAAGUUGAGAUAUUUCAAAUAACUGAUUUGCUUGUCAAUAUCACAAAGCAUGUCUUGAAGCCAAGGCAUCAAGUGCUCACCCCCAGGGAGAAAGAGAAGCUCCUAAAGAAAUACAAUUUGCAAGAAAAGCAGCUUCCUCGAAUGUCAGUGAAGGAUGCAAUUGUACGAUAUUAUGGACUUGAGAAGGGGCAGGUACUCAAAGUGACAUAUAGUGGUGAGAUCACGCAGUCUCAUGUCACGUAUCGUUGUGUAUCGUAAUGAUGAUGGAAGAGAUAUCUGGUUUCUCUGCUCUCUUUUUUCUUUCAGGCCUCAUUUGUUUAGUCUUGCAAUUUCAUCGAACAUUGUACUGUUUGAUGCUGUGGGAUGUUGUAGACGUGAAUCCUUCUGGAAACUGAAGGGCUGUUGUUGCCAUUUCAUGACUUGCGGUCUACAAUUUUUUGUAAAGUUGCUUUAUUAUUAUCUUGUUUUUACUA
Molecule: messenger RNA, 974 nt
Organism: Beta vulgaris subsp. vulgaris (sugar beet)
Lineage: Eukaryota; Viridiplantae; Streptophyta; Magnoliopsida; Caryophyllales; Amaranthaceae
Product: DNA-directed RNA polymerase V subunit 5A
Exons: 4
Coding region: 85-759 (224 amino acids)
Biological process (GO): DNA-templated transcription
Molecular function (GO): DNA-directed RNA polymerase activity; DNA binding
Source: RefSeq, a predicted model, not a curated record